This is a messenger RNA of Scleropages formosus (Asian bonytongue), 3325 nucleotides long. RefSeq names its product isthmin-2-like. The transcript has 6 exons. Bases 499 to 1899 code for a protein of 466 amino acids. The record is from RefSeq and is a predicted model, not a curated record. NCBI's taxonomy places the organism in Eukaryota, Metazoa, Chordata, Actinopteri, Osteoglossiformes, Osteoglossidae.
GUGACUCUCUACUUAAGGCAGCCCCGGAAGGUUACGCAGGCACGCGCUGGGGGUUUUAGAGGGUCAGUCACGUCUCACUCUUUGAUGCCGAGUGGACGUUUGUCCAGGAAAACAGGAGCACGGAGCUCAUCUAGGGAAGGGGGAACAUUCGCGCGCACAGCUCACAACCUCGCACGAGUAGGACUGUUCUGUUCAUUGGAAGUCUGCAGAACCUAACAGGGCCGUGCUUACAGUUUGCAGAAAGAUUAAAUGAAGAUCUGUAUAUUUCCGUUCUUUAAACGUUCUCCUUAGUUUUGAAGAAUGGUCUAGCGAUCCCUCCCCGCUCGCGUUGGGAAAAAAUUGAGAAGCCGUGCGCUCAUCAUUUCAGGGAACAAACUCGAAACGCCACAUGAUCGUUAUUACGCACACAAAGCUUCUCUUCGUUGUCGUGUCCUGAGGCAGAAACACCACUGAAUCGAGUCGGUCUUCUUCUUCUUCUUCUUCUUCUUCUCGGAAGAAAUGUGCCAAGCGAGAGGGACAGCUUCGGUGCGCUCCUUGCUCCUCACGGCAGUGCUUCUGGGGACGGUCACCAUGUUUCCCACGGAGAAAAGGCGGAAGAGCCUCGCGCUCACAACUGGCGCCUUUCUGGAGGAACAAUCCCAGAUGCCAUCCAGACACAGCAUUGAUGACCUGGAGGCUAUACAGCAACUCAACCAGGUGAACAGUGUGCAACCUGCCCAACGUCGUCAGAAGAGGAGGUGGUCUCGGAAUCGUUCUGUAGGGGUCUUGCCCAAACCAGAACCAGAAGAGGAGAAGAAGCCCUUCAUCUUGGACUUGAAGAAUUUUCCAGACCUUGCAAAUGCAGAGCUCAACUCACAGAAUCCCAACAUUCAGGUAACCAUUGAAGUCGUUGAUAACCCACAGACAGAGAUUGAGAUCGCCCCGGCUGAGGGGGGCCGCAGUGACUGGGGUGGCUCCUCCGUGGACUGGCUGGGGGACCGGAAAUUCUUCUGGCCACUGUUUUGGAGUUACCCUGACUCUGAGGAGGAUAGCACAAGCCACCCAGACCUGGAUGGCACUACUGAGGACUACUCACCAGAGUAUGAUGGCAGUGAGGAGCUGGUGCUCAGCGGUGUCGGGGGCGAAUGGGAUAGCCGAUGGAGGAAGGAAUGGGACACCAAAGAACUCUAUGAGGAUGAGGUACAAGAGGAGUGGAGUGCGUGGACACCAUGUAGUGUUACUUGUGGCCAAGGUGACCAGAAGCGCACACGAUCAUGUGGCUUUGCCUGCACAGCAACAGAAUCCAGGACAUGUGAUCUUGAGCACUGUUCAGGAAAUGUAAAUGCCGUGACAGACCUUGUCCCCUAUGAGACAGAGAAUGGCACAGAGGUUUUUGGUGCAGAGAUGGACAGCUGUGAAAAGUGGCUUAACUGCAAGAAUGCCUUCCUGCAGAAGUACCUCCAGCAGGUGCUGACAGAGCUUCCUAGUUGUCCCUGCACUUAUCCCGCUGAGGUUGUCUAUAAUACAGUGGGCAUCUUUGACGAGCAACUGCAGAUAAUCCACCGGUGGCAAGAUGCCAGUGGGCCCAAGGAGCGUUUGGAGAUAUACAAGCCCACAGCGCAGGCCUGCUUGCGCUCCAUGCUUUCUGCCGAUAGCACCACAUUGGCUGCUCAGCACUGCUGCUAUGAUGGGCACAUGCGGCUCAUCACACGGGGCAAGGGUGCUGGUGCACCUGACCUCAUUAGCGCUGACUUCUCGCCUGAGCUCCACUUCAAGGUGGAUGUACUGCCCUGGAUCCUGUGCAAGGGAGACUGGACUCGCUUCCAUGCUGUCCGGCCACCUAACAAUGGCCUGCGCUGUGCUGAGAACCCACGUGAGGAUGUCUUUGUCAAUGAACUAGAAGAGGCCCGAGAAUAUUGAGCUGCCAGGGGUCAGAUGACUGAGUCAACGAAAUAGGUCUCUCCAGAUACUCUUGCCACAGUCCAGCAUGGAGUUAUAUUCAUCCCAUAUGCUAUGAAAUUGUCUUAAUUGUGACUGUAUUUGAAAACUGUAGCUUUGUGUUGAUGUUUCAGAGCUCUUGUGUCUGGGGCUCAAUUAUGACUAGCCCCAUCUGCCUCUGCAGUCCCUGUGCAGUUUGGUUGUUUGGAAGUGUCUAUAGUUGGUAUGGGGAAAAUGCAUUCAUUGCUUUAUAAGACACCAAGCUUGUCACUAAUGGUUAAAAAACACGAUGUGUCAGUGGCUGUGUUGCUGAUCAUGGGAACCACUUAACAUUUUCUGGCCUGUGUCCAUACUGUCUAGUGAACACAUCAUACACAUUAACAUUCACAUUUUACUGUUGGCUAGCGAUUGCUUUAUUCCAGGUAUAUACUUGGUGGCACUAGCUCUCAUGUUUUACAUACACACAUGCAUGCAGUAUCAUGCACACGUAUUCACAUGGAAUCCAUGAAACAGCAUUUAGGGAAAACAAAACAGCAUUUAAGAACAACUCUGUGACAGGCUGAAAAUUUUGGGAAAGUGAUUAAGAUAGCAGAGCCGGACAGCUCCACCCCUUCUGGAUGGUGUCUAAUCACUGCUUUCUUUGUGCAUCUGUGUGACAAUAUAUGUGUGUGUUUGUGUGCACGUUUAAAUGCUGCUAUAUAUAAAAUAAGAUCUCUCCUAUUUCAUUGUGUGAAGGAAUGGGCAUACUUUCACAGAUACAGAGCUUGUAUUUAUUUAAUUUAUUAUGGGCCUUUCUACAUUGAAUCUGAAAUUCAUAGUCAAUUAUCCUGGUAAAGUUUCUGCACCAAAAUUCUUCAUUGUUUCAUUAUGUUUCAGUAUGGGUUCUGUAUUAUAUGUCUUUUACCCAGCAUGUUAUUUGUAAAUAUAGUAUACUUUAAAGAUUGUUUUUCAAGAAACUUCAUAUUAACUGCGCUCAAGUGGGUAAGUCAAUGAAUAGAUUGUGCUUUAAUAUAGAUAUGGAGUAAGUAGAUAUUUGUAGAAUCUGUGGACAGGAUUAGAAUUUUACACACACUGUUCACUGCAUUUCCUUCAUUGUAGGAGAGGAGCGGUGGUUAGGGCAGUGCUGCAUGUGUUCCUUGAAAGCAAGAGGUUUAGACGAACUUUCCACUUUGGAGGAAAGAAAUAAACUUAGCCUCCCCCACCAUAUAACAUGUUUACAUUUACAAUUGCUCAGUUUCUCUUGUCACUAGAGAGCCCUCAUGCCUUCAAGAGCUGCCAGUAUUUCUGACCACCCGAGCACUGACCAAAUAGCAAGAUGUGUUUAUGGUUUUACUCAAGAAAUCCCCAGUAACAUAUAGGUGUCAUGCCAUGCAAACAGCUUCCUCUUUUGUCAUCACUGAUAUAUCAA